UAAAAAAAAAAAAAACUUUUUUUUCCCAUUUUAUCUCUUUUUCUUUUUUUUUUUACCAUAAUAACUUUUUUUAAAAUGAGACAUAGCCUUUUGAGUGAUGAAUUGGAUGAUAUCACGCAUGCUUAUGAUUAUGGCAUUGUACCUGGUUCAGCUACAGUAUUUGUACGCGAUGAGAUUAAUAAUAUUGGAAGAUUGGAUUUGACGUUAUUAGAGGGAGUGAUGAUUGUAGUGGAAGUAUCGAUAGAAGGGUACAAGGUUGCAUCAUGUUCACCACUUUCUAAUACAAAAGACGCCAUGUUGGCAGCACAGGUAGUACAAAGGAAUUUGGAAUUGCUUUUUGAAACAAUGGAUAAUUUACUGAUGGCGGUAUCCCCCUUGUUUCGUGAACGAUUUCAACAAGCCUUAUAUGAAAAGUUAGAAAGUGUUCAUCAUAUACAACAAGACCCAUCAUCACAAUCAGAUCUAAGUCAUGCGUUAUCACAAGAAGCACUGGAUGAUCUUCACAAUUGGAUACAUUAAAGUCUCUCUUUUUUUAUAUAUAUAUGUAAUUGUAAUAUAUUUUCUUUUCUUUGUUUUUUUUUUUUUUUUUUCAAAUCUAUAUAUAUAUACAAUUUUCCAAAAAAAAGAAUUGGGGAUGGGGGGGGGGAAUGCUUUUUUUUUUAAAGGAAACUCCACAAGGUACCAGUCAAA
This is a messenger RNA of Mucor mucedo, 690 nucleotides long. RefSeq lists its product as uncharacterized. The record is from RefSeq and is a predicted model, not a curated record. NCBI's taxonomy places the organism in Eukaryota, Fungi, Mucoromycota, Mucoromycetes, Mucorales, Mucoraceae. The transcript is spliced from 2 exons. Bases 76 to 519 code for a protein of 147 amino acids.